CUUGUUGAAAUUUUGGCGGCAACCGCAGCCGCAGGCCAAGAGCGAGCCGCGCUAAGAUCUUGGCAGCAGAUCGCUGUUACAUAAGCUGGUCUAGGCUCACAACCUCACUUUACUUCACUGGGGCAUUGGAGCUCCAAUUCAUCAACCGCGACUCGAUUUCUUUACAAGUGCUGGGUGCUGUGGCCCAUUGUGUUACAACUAAAGCGAUGGAGAUUUGUUCGACUUGAAUUCUUUUUCUUCUUUUCGUUUUCGUUUCGUUCUCUUCGUACCUACGAUGUCAUCUUCCAGUCGCUGCUCGCUUUACGCAGAGCUGCUAGCCAAUAUCCGCCAAAUUUCACUGGUCGCUUCUCUCACAUCGCCCAGUGAUGCCUCCACCAGAGUUGCUGUGGCUGCUGACGGAAGCACCGUCGAGUUGACACAUCAUGGCGAGGUUCACAAAAUCAGUUUGCCUGCCAAGAUACCUCUUGGCAGUACACUCCUUCCCAUCGAUCAGAGGCAAAACGGGACCACGGCUCUGUCAUGGCGAUUGCCACUUGGUGGCACGGUUCCCCAUCCGCAUCUCUCUUCUGAUACCCCCGCCUGGUCAGCGACAGACUUCGACGUCGGCGUCCAGGUCGCUUGCAGGAAUUGCAAUACCGUCGUUGUGGAGGAGGGUACAGUAAAGGUCUGGAAAGACUUGCCAAGUGAGAACUGGGCCGAGAUGAUGGAAUUCUGGCAUUGUCACAAGCCGGAUCACCAUCAUGAGGAUGGACACGAGCACGGGCAUUCCCGUGAUGAGCACUUUGGCAAGGCAGAUGAAAAGAGCCUGGCUGCUCGAGGCUAUGGGGCUUCGUCCAUCAUCUCAGCUCAACCAGGUGUCGGUUUUGUUGACUUGACAACGAUCCUCUUUACCGAACGCGAUUGCCAGAAUAUCACGUACUCAAACUCAGCCUUUGAGCAAGGGUCAUUAAAUAGACAAGAUCUGCCAUUGACCAACAACCGCAGCUUGAAUGUUUUUUGCUCUUCCUGCCACUCUCAACUCGGCUUCUACGUCUUUCGGACAGCAGCUGUCACCCUUUUGAAGUGGCAGAUGUCUUGCAAGUCCGCAUCUGGUUCAGCACCAGGCAUCACUGAGUGCCUGGCCGCGACUAUCAUCUCCACCAUCUCGCGAUCUGCCUCGUCAAAGUCGCUCAUCAUGCCCAUCAAUGAGACAGAAUCGGAAGUCAAACAGACGGUGAUUUACGCGUGGGUGCUCAACGCUAAUAUUGUGUACUCAUCGAGUAAUGGGGCGUUGGGAAGACCAGCUAUCAAGCUGUUGUAUCAGAAGAUACCGCGAGAGGAAGCGGACAAGAUGUUGGAGGCGGUGACGUGUGAGGCGCAGGAGAUCAACCUGCCGGCGAUCGCUAUUGAGAAGGUGGUCGAGCAUUUGGAUGAGAGUAACUGGUUGUUACCGGAGAAGGAAAGGGUGUUUAGGGAGUGGAGGGUGGGGUUGUUGACGAGAUGAUUUGAUGGAUCAUUAGCAAACGAAAAAGAGCGCCCCGUUAUACCAUUACGCCAUGCCACCAGUUGAAAGCUCCUCAAAAC
This is a messenger RNA of Podospora pseudocomata, 1563 nucleotides long. RefSeq lists its product as uncharacterized. The transcript is spliced from 2 exons. NCBI's taxonomy places the organism in Eukaryota, Fungi, Ascomycota, Sordariomycetes, Sordariales, Podosporaceae. Bases 275 to 1483 code for a protein of 402 amino acids. Gene Ontology annotation, cellular component: nucleus; ubiquitin ligase complex; cytosol. The record is from RefSeq and is a predicted model, not a curated record. Gene Ontology annotation, molecular function: ubiquitin conjugating enzyme binding; cyclin binding; ubiquitin protein ligase activity. Gene Ontology annotation, biological process: protein polyubiquitination; proteasome-mediated ubiquitin-dependent protein catabolic process; protein monoubiquitination.